UAAACGCAAUAUUUUUUGCGAUUAAAUGCAAAGAAGAUUGCGUUUAAACACAAUAAAUUUGUAAUUUGACGCAUUGAUGUUUGCAAUUCAUCGCUAUGUUAUUUGUUUAUUUACAUUUUUUAUAAGUGACGAGCUCUUGAUUUGGUGAUGGCAAUGGACACGGACACGCUUAUCCAUUUCUAUUUCUUAAUUGGAUUAACUUAUAAUGAAAUAGUAAGUUGCCUAGCUUUACAGCAUCAGGUACUUCUUAGCGAACGUACACUGAAAAGAAGGCUUGCUGCUAUGAACUUAUACAGGAGAAAGAAUAAGCCUUCCUUAAUAAGGGUUUCUGCAUUCCUUUCCAAAUUAAUUCUUAAAGAUGACAUGCAAAGCGGGUAUCGAUGGAUGCACCAGCGAUGUUUGCUAGCCGGAUACAUGUUAUCUAGAGAAACAGUAGCAGGUCUCCUUUCUAUUCCUGAUCCAGAGGGGGUUGAAUUGAGAAAACGGAAAAGACUCUUUCGCAGGGAAUAUUAUGCAAAGGGACCUAAUUAUUUGUGGCAUGUCGACUCGUAUGACAAAUUAAAGAAUUAUGGGAUUUGUAUGAACGGUUGCAUUGAUGGCUACUCCAGGAAAAUUAUAUGGUGUGAAGUUACCCAUUCGAGUAGCGAUCCUCGCAUUGUUGCUGGACAUUUAAUUUUAUCGGUUGAAAAAAUUUCAGCAUGUCCAAGAAAAGUAAGAGGGGACCGUGGUACAGAAAAUAAGGAUAUUGCAGAAAUGCAGAGUAUUUUAACAACCAAUGGUACAUUUAUUUAUGGCUCGAGUACAGGUAACCAAAGGAUAGAAGCAUUUUGGCGACUCUUGCGGAUGGAAUGCUGUCAGUUUUGGAUUGAGUUCUUCGGGCACUUGAGAGACCUCGGUGAAUUUUCCGGAGACAUCAUAUAUAAGAAUCUUGUUCAGCUUGUGUUCAUGAAUUUUGUGCAGAAUGACAUAGAUGAAGCAGAAUCUGUCUGGAAUACGCAUCGAAUUCGCCCUACUAAAAAUGGAAACGUCCCAGCAGGCAAACCUUGUAUUCUAUAUUGUAUACCCGAAUUAGAAGGGACUAAAAAUUAUUCACUACAAGUGGAUCAACAUGUUCUUCAGAUUUGUAGAAACGAGUGCUUAUUUCACAAGAACACCCCAAAUGACUCCGACAUGCAUGAGUUUAUCAAACUUCUGAUGGAAGAGAACACCCUUACAUCGCCCGAGACUGUGGAAGAAGCCUAUGAUUUAUAUGUUACCCUACAUCAUAUGGCCAACCGCGAAAUACAUAUUUUCUAGACGUCUCUAAGUAUACUAGCUUGUAUAUAAUGUCACUUUUCCAUUAGUUUUAAUGUUCAAUUUAAUGGAAAUAAACUGAAUUUGUUUUCCUCCUUUC
Messenger RNA from Ostrea edulis (European flat oyster), 1393 nucleotides. RefSeq lists its product as uncharacterized. Bases 148 to 1296 code for a protein of 382 amino acids. NCBI's taxonomy places the organism in Eukaryota, Metazoa, Mollusca, Bivalvia, Ostreida, Ostreidae. The record is from RefSeq and is a predicted model, not a curated record. The transcript has 2 exons.